CGCCGUGGUGUCUAACGAGAUUGUAGCGGUGUCGUUUAAAUUUGAUACAUUACAGCGCUUGAAACAUGCAACAUGCGUGUCGGCAUACAUGUACACUGUACAGGCGGCGCACCACUGACAGAUGAUAGAUUUAAGUAAUGCAUACAAAAAUAAUAAUGGUAAUGGAGAAAUAGAAUACAAAAGAAAUCCAGCACCUGAUGGUCAUAGAUGCGGUGUAUGUCCCACAUAUUUCCAAAAAAUAUGUGCAUUUAACUUUAAGAAUAACAGUACACACAUAUUCGAUAAUCACUGCAUUAUGGACCUUUACAAUUGCAUAGAGGGAGCUGAAUUCAUUCCAAUGAAUUAUGAACAAUGUUUAUACUUCGGCAACUUUGCGUAUGUGCACGGUUACAAGUAUGAAGACGAAGACUACGAAGGGGAUCACAUUAUUGUAAAAGGAUCGAAGAAAAAUCCCGAUUUUGUUAGAUAACAUCUACUGAUCGAAGGCAGUGGUAGUGAGCUGGAAAUAAUAAAAACAUUUGCAAUAAUAAUUUUGUAAUUAAUAUAGUAUGGAAUAAAUAUAACUGACAAUUGAUAUAUAAUAUUAUAUAAUUUCGUUACAAUUGCAUGAGCAGAAAACUGAAACUAAUAUUAUUUUCACUGGUUUCAGUUACGUAUUACACUUUUUUCCUGUAUAUUAGAAAUAGGUACCUAUCAUAAAUUAUAAAAGACAACAAUUUUAAAUGAGUUUUUUUUUUUAACUCAUA
Molecule: messenger RNA, 746 nt
Organism: Galleria mellonella (greater wax moth)
Lineage: Eukaryota; Metazoa; Arthropoda; Insecta; Lepidoptera; Pyralidae
Exons: 5
Coding region: 122-469 (115 amino acids)
Source: RefSeq, a predicted model, not a curated record